Mytilus trossulus (common blue mussel) is the source of this 725-nucleotide messenger RNA. RefSeq lists its product as uncharacterized. The transcript has 5 exons. Lineage: Eukaryota; Metazoa; Mollusca; Bivalvia; Mytilida; Mytilidae. The record is from RefSeq and is a predicted model, not a curated record. The coding region runs from base 275 to 658 and encodes 127 amino acids.
GUAAUUAAAUCUCGUCAAUGAUGUAUUUGUGUAAAAAAUAUGGUCAAAGCUAAAUAAUUAUAACUAUUUUAUCAAGGUGCAAGUACUGUGUAUGUAAUUCAUCACACAUGACAGUUAACCAGAAGUGUUAUUUUUACUAAUGAGUCCGCACUCUUAAAACAGUUUGAUAGGUCAUUAUUCAAGGUUCAUUAUUUAACUGGACGACUUCAAUUUAUAAAGCAAUACAUCUGACUGAAGACUUUGUGCAUAUUCUUUGGAUAUAACGCAUGUUAAGAUGCGGAUAACCGUAACUUCGGUGUUUUUGUUAUUUUUGUGUAUUUUUGGUAUUAAAUCACAAUCAUGGAGGAAAAGUCAAAGAAACAAUGAAUGGAAUUCUAAUUCCAUAUCCAAUUGUCCACUACAAACACACAGAAAUCCAGAGAGUUAUUGGCAUGUUGACAACUUUGGUAGACGCUAUCUACGACGUUGUCCUCAUGGACAAGCAUUCUUCGCACAUAAGUGUUCAUGUGACCAUACUCCACCACCCUGUGACCUCAGAGCUUCAGACAAGAGUCCUAGACACUAUGAACAAUAUAGCAAUGGUUAUUGGAUUGAAAUGAUGUGCGCUGAUGGAACCGCUUUUAACUCAAACACAUGUUUAUGUUCAACUUUUAUCUAAAUAGUACAGUUUAUACGUUUUGUAUUUGUAUAAAAAAAGAAUGAAACAUAUAUUCAGAAACAGCUGA